Messenger RNA from Dendronephthya gigantea, 2691 nucleotides. Its product is annotated as NEDD8 ultimate buster 1-like. Lineage: Eukaryota; Metazoa; Cnidaria; Anthozoa; Malacalcyonacea; Nephtheidae. The transcript is spliced from 16 exons. Gene Ontology annotation, molecular function: protein binding. Bases 2 to 1900 code for a protein of 632 amino acids. The record is from RefSeq and is a predicted model, not a curated record. Gene Ontology annotation, biological process: regulation of ubiquitin-dependent protein catabolic process.
AAUGGCGUCUGAUUCUGGAGCGUCGAGCUCAAAUAUUGAACAAUCUUCAGGAAAUUUUGAAUUAGUAAAGGAGCUAGUUGCUGCUCAGCUGAAGAAGGAGGGUAUUCAGCUGUGGUUGGAGCCUUAUACGGAAGAAAUAACGGGCGAAGUUGGACAAUUUCCUUUGGAUCUUGUCGAAAGAUAUUCAUCUCUGUUUCAAAUCUCAGCCGAUGUCGUUGCCAGCACUCUUGAGAACCUCAGGGAAAACGCGGUGCGAAAACUUGCCGCAAAUAGAAAGUUUAAAGCCAGCGGUGUUGCAACAAUCAAACUGAAGUUGAUAGGAAAAUCAAGUGGUAGCACGCGUGAUUCAACACUUGAGACUGGCUUGAAUGUCGAUCGACAAACAUUAUAUCGGAAAGUUAGUGAGAAGUUUGGCUUGCCAGAAAAUCAUGGUGAUGUCAGGUUGAUUUGCAAUGGAAAACUGCUCGCCGAUGGAAUGUCGCUCGAGGACCAAGGUGUUCGUAACAAUAGCGUCGUCAUGGUGAUGAUCAGUUCUGAGAAAAAGGGAAAAAGAUCGCAGCAAGAAGUUGAAUCAAGUUCAGUUUCAAGAACGAGACACGCCGCGAGUGUUCUGGCUAAUAAAAAGCGAGGUGGCGAAGGACCUUUUGAGGAUUACUUCUUUGAAAUUAGCGAUCAAAAUGGAAAGCCGCUAACGUUACCUGAUGCAGAACGGAAGUCGUUGGUUCUUGCAAUGACUUUACACGAACAAGGUCGAAGGGUUGCAGAAAAGAGACAAUAUGCCGAGGCUUUGCCAUUACUGCUGGGAGCUGAUGAAGAAUUUAGGCAAUGCCGUUCUGAAGUGUUGAACGCCGUUGAUAACUAUGCAAUUUUGUGCCUGGAUAUUGUCUGGUGUUAUUUGCAGUUGAAGAGCAUCAAAGACCUUCCUAAUGCUGAGGAGAUGCUGAAGAAUUGCGAGGCCUGUUUGAAAAAGAGCUACGGAGAAAAUUUGGAACGACUUAUUUCAUUGACGGGCAGUUCAACCAAGGAGAAAGUUCUGUAUGUUCGUCUUAAUCUUCUCCAAGCGAUUUGCGCCUUUCACAAAGCAGAAACAACACGAGCAUCCCACCUUCUUAAUAAGGUAGAAAAAGAAAUUGACAGCCUUAAAGUGGAUGACGCAACUUUGUCGCAAAUGAUUUCUAUGGGAUUUGGUGCUUCUGAGUCGAGACUAGCAUUGAGAUCUUGCAAUGGGGAUAUAACGAUGGCCGUUGGAUAUAUAUCAAGAAAACGCGAGGAAAACGAAAAACAGUUAAAAGAAAGAAGAGAGAAAAGAAAGCAGCAAAAAUUUGCCAGGAAACUGGGGAAAACUGCAAAAGGGGAAUGGGUCAGCGUUGAUAUUUACAAUAAUUUACGUGAAAUGGGAUACCCUCAUCACAUCGCAAAAGAAGCUCUUUGUCAGGCAAACAAUGACAUGGACGCCGCUCUUCAGAUGCUAAACGAAAGUCCUGAACUGCUACGGUUCGCUUCUCGUGGAAGCUCUCUAGAAGUCUCAGAUGACUUAAUAGUCCAGGUUACGUCGAUGGGCUUCGAUGUGGAUAUUUCACGGUCGGUGUUAAAACACUAUGGAGACGUUACUAAAGCCAUUGAACGAUUGUUGGAAACAGGCGGAUCACUCCCCCCUGAAUGCCAACAAACAGACACUACAGUUCAACACCCUUCAAAUCUUGAUGGGCCAAGUCACUCAAUGUCGGACAGUGAUGAUGACUCAGAAGAAAUUCAAAAUGCUCUGAAAGAAGUCAGCCAGGCUUUUAAGGCCGAAAGCGAAGAAUCUCAUUUGGAUCUUACUUUGGAAGAAGAGGCCAGUUUCCUUAGCGAAUAUAGAGCAAUGAUCCUGACGAGAUCUCAAAUGGAAAAGCGAUUAUGAUGGUCUAUUGAUAGCAAAUGGAAUCGUCUAGGCCAGCCGUUAUGAGGUUGAAGGCCCUGUUACACGAUGCAAUGUUUUGCAACUUGCAAUCCAAUUCCACUUUUGAGAGAUGUAAAUUUGGCAACUACGAAACUCUUGUGCUUUCUAUAAUGCACCGAUGUUUUCUUGUACAUACAUUUCGAAAACUGUCCACUAAUUUCUAUCGUGUGCGGAUGGUUUUCGUAAGAAAUUCGGCUCAAGUGGCAAGUUUCUCUCGCGAGGUCUCAACUGAUAGCUCUCGUGUGCAGGGUGUCCAGAUUUUGUAAUUUUUAUACUGGGUUCGGUCGAAUGCACAUAAAACAGCCCCACCUGAUAUUAAUAGUUACCAAAAUUAUUCCUGGAAGGGGCAAAUUAACAAGAUUUGAGCAGCUUUGAUUAUAAAAUAUUCAUACAUGGUCGCCGCACACGACUCGUGUGACCAUGUGCUUUUUAUAAUGCACCGAUGUUUUCUUGUACAUACAUUUCGAAACUGUCUAUUACUUUCUAUCGUGUGCGGAUGGUUUUCGUGAGAAAGCCCGCGUCGGGCUUUCUUUAUACGUCGCGGUUUGGUCGAGUCGAAAGCAAUUCCAACAAUGGACAGAAAGCUUAAUGUUGUUUAUCAUCUCAUCUAUUGUUAUAUUGCAUUCGACGCGACCAAAAUGCGACGUAUAACCUGGGCCUAAAUAUUGCUAUGGGAUACCGAGUUUGUAGAUUUUAUGAAUAAACAAGACGCCUGUUCUGGCGUUAACUCCGGCGCUCGUGCCAGUCUUUAA